Messenger RNA from Knipowitschia caucasica, 405 nucleotides. The record is from the annotation of a GenBank genome assembly. NCBI's taxonomy places the organism in Eukaryota, Metazoa, Chordata, Actinopteri, Gobiiformes, Gobiidae.
AUGAGGGGGGUGGGGGGUGGGGUUUCGUUCCGAGGGGGGGCGGGGGGAGGGGUGAGUGAGGGGUGGGGGUGGUGGGAACGGGCGGUGAAGGGAGGGGGAGGGGAGAGAGGGGGAGGGGUGGGGCGGGGGGGGGGGCACGAUGGGGGGGGGGCGGAGUGGGGGGUGGGCGGCGAAGGUGACGCGGGGCUGGUGGAGGGGAAAUUGAUAAAGGGGGGAGGGCGGUGGCAGGGGGUGGUCGCCAGGGGCACUGGAGUAAAGGGUGGGGGGGUGGUGGGAGGGGGGGGGGGGGGGGGGGCCGGGGGGGGGAGGAGGAACGGUGUCGUAGGGGGGGCCAGGCGGAGGAGGGGGGGGUGCGGAGUGGGGGGAGGGUUUGGGGGCGGGGGGAGGGGGCAGGCGCGCCGGUAG